AUGUUUGGUUUGAGAUUGAUCAGAACAAAUGCUUUUGGUACCAGAGCUGGCACUAGAGCUGGAACUAGUGGCAUCAGAGUGGUAGGUUUAAACAAUUCAAUUGCUAAAAACAAUGGGUUGGGCAUUCAAUCUGUUCGUUAUCGUAGUACCAAUCCUAGAAAGAAUGAAAUAAAGAUCAGAUAUUUGUUUUACAUGUUUGUAUUAUCCUCCAUAACAGUGUUUUUCGCCGGGAGACAAAUAGAUAAGAAAAGAGUGAAGAAUAGUUUCAACAGUAAAGAAGAAAUGGAAGCUUAUGAGGUGGAGACAGGAAUAAGAAGAAGAAGUAGAUUAAUCAAUAAUGACAAGUUCAAAUUUAUUUCCUUACCCAUCAUGACAGAAGCUUUGAAAGACAAGGUCAUCAAAGAAAACAGUACCAGUAAUGUCCAAAUUGUUAAUCCAGAAACCUUAAUCGAGGAAGAGAUGAAAGAUACUUCUAAAACAUAUUGCUUUCUUUUACAAGAUUUGAAAGCUCAGAACAAACCAUUACCAAAAGGAUUGGUCACAGCCGUGGUCAAAAACCACAUCAUCUCGUACAAAUCAGACGAAGAUACUUUAUUCAUACUCGAGAACUAUCCUUUAAAUACUGACGAUGCUUCUAAAUUCGAAAAUGAUGUAGCCUUGAUUAAUAAAGUCGUGGUUAACAAAGGCGAUUACGAACGUGAAGUUGGUAACGUGAUCCAAUAUUUUGACACAGUUGGAAAAACUGAAGUGGUAUAG
Messenger RNA from Yamadazyma jaroonii, 756 nucleotides. The record is from the annotation of a GenBank genome assembly. Lineage: Eukaryota; Fungi; Ascomycota; Pichiomycetes; Serinales; Debaryomycetaceae.